CAACCUUGCGACAAGGAACAACCAGCUUGCUUUAACCCUGAAGCUAACGACAAGACAGAGUACGCAGUUAAACGCAUUAAGGAUUACCGCGUAAACCGCCGCAUGGUUAACCUAUCUAUAUACAAGAAAGGGCUGCUACAGUACCUGGUGCGAUGGGCUAACUACCUGGAGGGCAACGACAACCCAUUAUGGGAACCCUACGUUAACAUAAUUAAGUUAUUAGAUAUGGUCCAUGAUUAUUACUAA
Molecule: messenger RNA, 246 nt
Organism: Dothidotthia symphoricarpi CBS 119687
Lineage: Eukaryota; Fungi; Ascomycota; Dothideomycetes; Pleosporales; Dothidotthiaceae
Exons: 1
Source: RefSeq, a predicted model, not a curated record